AUGGCUGUUGCAGGGAUAUGUAACUGCAGAGAACAAAAUGUGCCUCUUUCUCUUUUGGUAUUUUUGUUAUUUUGUGGCCUUGCAUUUGGACAAAUACGCUUUUCUAUCCCGGAAGAACUGGAAACUGGGGCAAUCGUAGGGGACCUUGUACAGAAUUUGGGUUUGGAUAUUCGAAAGCUCUCCACCCGAAGAAUUAAAGUAACCUCUAGCAAUGGGAAACGGUACGUGGAUGUCAACCCCAAGAAUGGAAAAUUAUUUGUCAAUGAGAGAAUCGACCGUGAGAGCUUGUGUGAUGUCAGUAGCACCUGCCUUUUGAAUUUUGAGGUGCUCGUUGAAAAUCCCUUAGAAGUGCACAACGUCGAGGUGGAGAUAACGGACGCGAAUGACAAUACCCCGCAGUUCCCCAGAGACGAAUAUCAGUUGGAAAUUACAGAAUCGGCUUUGCCGGGGUCUCGUUUCCCUAUCGAACACGCACAGGAUCCAGACUUGGGGUCUAACUCUGUUCGACUGUAUCGACUUAGCCCGAACGAACAUUUUGCGCUUGACUCCAACAAACCCUCUUUAAAUACCAAGCACGUCGAGCUCGUGCUAAAGAAGCCACUGGAUCGCGAACAGACGCCUUAUCAUCAGUUAAUCCUGACAGCGGCAGACGGCGGUACACCAGCAUUGACAGGUACCACUAAAAUUAAUGUGCGCGUCCUGGAUUCCAAUGACAAUGUUCCCAUGUUUGACAGCUCUGUGUACAAAGUUAAAUUACUGGAAAAUUCACCAAAAGACACACUGGUCAUUAAGCUUAAUGCCACUGAUCUGGAUGAGGGCACAAAUGGAGAAGUGUUUUAUUCCUUCAGCAGCUACACCCCUGAGAGGGUCAGACAAAUGUUCAGCAUGGAUACCAACACUGGUGAGAUCAGGGUCAGAAACAACGUGGACUAUGAAGAUACCAACUCUUAUGAAAUGUACAUCCAGGCUAUGGACAAAGGCCCAGCUGCUGUCGCUGCGCAUUGUAAAGUGGUGGUGGAGGUAGUAGAUGUGAACGACAAUGUUCCUGAGAUUGUCCUCUCUUCCCUGUCUAGUCCUGUGCGAGAGGAUGCCCGUGCCGACACUGUGGUAGCCCUUAUCAGCGUUACAGACCGAGAUUCUGGUCCAAACAAGCAGGUGAGCCUGGAGAUCCCUCCUGGUCUACCCUUCAAAAUCAAGUCCUUUAGAAACUAUUACACAUUAGUUACCUCUGCCUUUUUGGAUCGUGAGACCACAGCAGCGUACAAUGUCACACUCAGCGCCACAGAUGGCGGAACGCCGCCCCUCUCCUCCCAGAAAACCAUCCAGAUCGAUGUGGCUGAUGUCAACGACAACCCCCCACGUUUUGAGCAGACAUCUUACACGGUUUACGUGAUGGAGAACAAUGCUCCUGGAGCAUCGCUCUGCACAGUCAAGGCCCACGAUUCAGAUGUCAACGAAAACGCUCGCAUCACCUACACCGUCCUGAAUGACAACAACCACGGAAUCCCCGUCACCUCCUACGUGUCGGUCAAAGCUGACACAGGUGUGGCCUACGCUCUCCGCUCCUUUGACUUUGAGUCCCUUCGGGAGUUUCAUUUCCAGGUCAAAGCUCAGGACGGGGGCAUACCGCCUCUUAACCGGGUGGCCACGGUGUAUAUCUACGUGAUGGAUCAGAAUGACCACGCGCCAGAGAUUGUAAACCCUCCGGCCAACGGCACACGCUCCACGGAGACGGUGUUAAAAAACGCAGAGCCAGGGACUUUGAUUACUAAGGUAGCGGCAUAUGAUGCAGACGCAGGGCAGAACGCCUGGCUUGUAUAUGUCUUCGAUCAGGCCACUGACCUGGAUCUGUUUAAGGUUCACGAGCACACAGGUGAGGUCCGGACGACGCGCAGGGUUCUAGAGGACAAUUCUACCUCCUUUAGUUUAAUCGUGCUUGUUAAGGACCAUGGACAGCCCCCGAUGUCUUCUACUGCUACCAUCAACGUGGCAGUUAUGGAAGUGCCACCCAAAGUGACACCUGACCCCAAGAAGAUCAUUCGACCACACAGCACUCUGCUCUUCUCUAAUGUUACAUUGUAUCUGAUUGUGGCUUUGACUGCCACAACCUUUGUGUUCCUGGUGACAGUUGUGGUGUUGGCCAUCGUGCGAUGUCAUGCCUACUGCACCCAGCCUGGCUCCUGUUCUCCAUGUUGCGUGUCACAGAAGACCCCCCCAGAAAGUGGCUCAGGGGGUGGGGGAGGUGGUGGUGGUGGUGGAGGGUCGCAACCUAAUAACAACGUGGUUCUACGCCGUGACCUCAAGGUUGAGCCUCAUUACAUCGAGGUGCGGGGCAACGGCUCUCUGACCAAAACGUACUGCUACAAGACCUGUCUGACCGCCACAUCUGGUAGCGACACCUUCAUGUUCUACAACACAGGCCGGCCCAUCAGCGGAACCUGGGGCUCUGAACGCUUCUUCACAGGUGGGAGCGGCUUCGUACGGAGACUCAGCAUGCCGGAUGCAGCCCUCCAGGUGUGUCCCACCUCACCCAAGGGUCCAAAUGCUGACUGGCGAUACUCUGCUUCUUUGAGGGCAGGGGUGCAGAGUUCAGUCCAAGUGGAAGAGUCUUCAGUGAUGCAGGGGGCCCAGGGAAUGCUGGUCCAGAACUGGCCCACUGUCUCCAGUGCUGCAGAUGGGGAAGGAGGAGGUGAACUGUCUCCUCCUGUUGGGGCUGGCAUCAAUAGUAACAGCUGGAGUUUCCGCUACGGGCCUGGGCCAGGCUACGGCCCCCCUCAAGCCCUGAAACCGGGCGAAAUCCCCCCCGAAGCGUUCAUCAUCCCGGGCUCCCCCGCCAUCAUCUCCAUCCGCCAGGAGCCAGGCGUAGCGGAUGACAAAGGCGAGUUCAUUACUUUCGGCAAGAAAGAGGAGUCUAAGAAGAAGAAAAAGAAGAAGAAGGAGAAAAAGGACAAGAAAGAGAAAGAAAAAGAAGAUGGAGAGGACUAG
Chanos chanos (milkfish) is the source of this 2985-nucleotide messenger RNA. RefSeq names its product protocadherin alpha-C2-like. The record is from RefSeq and is a predicted model, not a curated record. Gene Ontology annotation, molecular function: calcium ion binding. Lineage: Eukaryota; Metazoa; Chordata; Actinopteri; Gonorynchiformes; Chanidae. Gene Ontology annotation, cellular component: plasma membrane. Gene Ontology annotation, biological process: homophilic cell-cell adhesion. The transcript has 4 exons. The coding region runs from base 1 to 2985 and encodes 994 amino acids.